CGCUUCAAGUGGAUACAUUUUACUUUCAGAGCCAGGAACGCAGAAAAGAAGUCGAGUAUUUAUUACAAGGUGUGAUACUGUGGAAGUAUGAAUGUGGAAGUGGAGAGGAAAUUUGUGUGCGACCCAGAUAUCCAGAACAAAUUAAGAGACAUUGGAGCAGCAGUGUGUGUUGGUCAGUCCAAGUUUCACGAUCAGUAUUUUGACUCUCCAGACUUCUGUCUAACUCUGAGAGAUGUCUGGCUACGCCGUCGCCAAGGAUGCUGGGAACUCAAGUGUCCUAGCAGCAAGAGCACACCAGGGAUGGAGGAAGAAGAGAGACUGUGUUCUCGGUAUAGAGAGAUAACCAGUCUACCUCAGAUUAUAGCUAAAGUGAGAGAUGUUAUGAAACACGGAUGUGAAGAGCAAGGAGGACAGAGAGUUUCAGAGGUUGAAGAAGAAGGAAAAGAAGGCGACAGACAAGGACACAAAGGGGCAACAGGAGAAACAAAGACUGGAAGCCACAUCGACCAAAAGGAUCCGAUGAUCAAUCAUAGCGACAAACCCAACACCAAAAGAAGUGAUACUGUAAACAAAGAUGUGACAGGAUUUGAGGAUGCAAACCAGUGCUCUUUAGAAAAAGAUAGUGACCUGUCCUGGUUAAGGGAACUAAAUCUUGUUCCUUUUGCUGAGUUCACUACUGAGAGAUGCUCAUUCUCUCUUAGCGAAGAGGGUGAAGAGGGUGUGAUUCAUGUGGAUCUUGACAAGGCAGACUUUGGGUUUUGUGUUGGAGAGAUUGAGGUUCUGGUCCCUGAUGGAAAAGAAGUUCAGUCUGCACUAAAGAAGAUCCAGAGGACAGCUGAAAGGCUGGGUCUGUCUGGUGAUCAGAGGAUCCAAGGAAAAAUGGAUGUCUAUUUGCAGCGAUACUGCCCAGAACACUAUAGGAAGUUACUGAAUGCUCAUGUAUUGUAAGAAACUUGAAUACAUUAGCUAGUAACUAAUAAUAAACAAAUUUUAUGUAAUAAAAUAGGAUGUUUUGUUCAUAAAACAUACCACUUGAUGGUAGUCUGGAAAUUGUAGUGCCAGAAAUACUACCGUAAAAAGACAGGUAAUUACA
Megalops cyprinoides (Indo-Pacific tarpon) is the source of this 1093-nucleotide messenger RNA. It is a transcript of the gene thtpa, whose product is annotated as thiamine triphosphatase. The transcript has 4 exons. NCBI's taxonomy places the organism in Eukaryota, Metazoa, Chordata, Actinopteri, Elopiformes, Megalopidae. The record is from RefSeq and is a predicted model, not a curated record. The coding region runs from base 88 to 948 and encodes 286 amino acids. Gene Ontology annotation, biological process: dephosphorylation; thiamine diphosphate metabolic process. Gene Ontology annotation, molecular function: thiamine triphosphate phosphatase activity; magnesium ion binding.